Messenger RNA from Stylophora pistillata, 2286 nucleotides. RefSeq names its product dynein axonemal light chain 1. Gene Ontology annotation, biological process: outer dynein arm assembly. Gene Ontology annotation, molecular function: alpha-tubulin binding; dynein heavy chain binding. Lineage: Eukaryota; Metazoa; Cnidaria; Anthozoa; Scleractinia; Pocilloporidae. The record is from RefSeq and is a predicted model, not a curated record. Gene Ontology annotation, cellular component: cytoplasm.
AAUUUUUCUUGUUCCCAUAGUGAUCCACCAUUUUGAGUUUCUGCGAGAAAGGUAAAAGAGCCCCAACAGAUUGAUAUUCAUUCCCAGGCACCUUAUCAGAAAUGUCCAAGGGAACAACAAUCAAGGAUGCUUUGGCAAAAUGGGAACAGAAACAUGAGAAAAAAGCAUCAGAAUCAGAGGAAGUCAAACUAUAUGCACAGUAUCCUCCAAUAGAGAAGAUGGAUGCGUCCUUGUCUACUCUUACAAACUGUGUGAAACUGUCCUUAUCCACAAACUGCAUUGAGAAAAUUGCCAACCUUAAUGGUUUACGGAAUCUGAAAAUUCUGUCACUAGGAAGAAAUAACAUUAAAAACCUUAAUGGCUUGGAAGCUGUAGCAGAGACACUUGAAGAACUCUGGAUAUCCUACAAUAACAUUGAGAAGCUUAAGGGCAUUGGUGUUCUCAAGAAACUGAAGGUUUUGUACAUGUCAAACAACCAAGUUAAAUCAUGGGAAGAAUUUCAGAAACUGGCCGAUCUUCCACAGUUAGAGGAUCUGUUGUUUGUUGGUAACCCUCUAGAAGAGAAACAUACAGCAGAUGGGGAUUGGAGAGACCAUGCCACAAAAAGGUUGUCAAAGCUGACAAAGUUGGAUGGAGUUCCUGUGGUCCGACAAGAUGAGGAAGAAGAAGAAGAACCUGCGUAAAAAACGAAAUGAAGAAACCUUUGACCUGUUCGCUCGCCAUCUUUGUGAAUAAUAUGCAAACGAACGCUGCAUGAUAAACAGAGAGUUAUUGUAACUAAGUAUAUUGUAUGGGUAUAUACAUGUAAAUAUGUUCAGCGUAAAGGAAACAGUUCAUGUAUUUCUCCAACUCAUUCGUCUUUUUGAUUAUUUUUUUUUUUCUGCCGCGAUAAGAUCUUAAAUCAACAAGACCUUAGUUGAAACACUUCAAAUCAUUUGUGUUUUUUUAAAAACCUACGUUUUUGCCCAUUGCAUUAUUUUCCUGUUGCAUUUUUUAUGACGAAAAAGUAGGCUUGAAAAGUAGAAACUACCCCUCAGUAUAAAUUGCCAAGAGUGCUAAACCAAUAACUGAAGGUUACUUCGAUAGCAUUCACUGGUUAAACGGCUCACAGAGAUGCACCUCUGCACCAGCAGUUUGCUAUGAUUUGCAUUUUGCAGUUAAAUUUUCUCCAAGGAAUUAGUAAUAUGACAUUAUAUUCCCGUCGAUUGUUUCUUUUUAACAUUGAAAUUUGAGUCAGUACGUUUAAUUGAGGUCACUCCCCCGAACCUUUUCAUGUUAGACCAGUAGAAUGUUUACUGUCCACACCACAACCUUUACCACAACAGAAACCCUUGACGAAUAGAAAAAAAUCAAAGAGAACUUUUGUUUUCUUAGCCUUAAAUGUGUGUUAAUUUAGAUAGUCUGUAAUUUUAACGCCCCCCCCCCCCCGACCUUUUACGGAAAACAGUUAACGCAAACUCAGUAGUCAGCACUUUGUGGUGGGGAGGAAAAGCUGACACUGGCAAGCUUUCCCUUGAUGCUCCCCAUUCUUACGUAAUGUCACGAUUCCCUUCCUGUGAGAGCAAAACUAACCUGCGAUUGUGCAGACUUUAGUUUUCGACUUAGAAAACUAUUAAUUAUAUUGUUUUUACAUACUGCUUUUACACACUCAAAGCCUUUCUUUCACAUUUGGCACUUGUCGGAGGAAACGAAUAGGCAGUCAGUUUUGCCGUGAAGUGGAAUCAUCAGUACAAAGCAAGCCAGAGCUCCAGGGGCUUUCAAAUAAAUUUACAUGUCCGCUUAUGGUGCGAACGACGAACACAUUCCAUGGCCGUUUUGUAGCGCAGACAAGGAUGAGAGUACAAAGCACGAUGUGCCUGUUCGAGUCACGCUCGGGCGAAAGAAGGAAGCAUUUAGAUUAACGGGACGAGGGAUGGUGAAGGGAGGGCGAAGGCUUGUUAAAAAACUUCAAACCAGCGCUGGACCUUAGGGUUUAAAGUUAACCUGAGUUACUGCCAUGACUUUCAGAAUUACCGUAAAAUAAAACUACGAAAGAAAAGGCAAACUAUUUAAUGAUCAAACGGAAAGAAACAACGGGAUAACGGUAACCAAGUAUUUAGUUGAGUGCGAGGUCGUAAGAUUAAGUUGGCAGCUUAUGUUCAAAAAGGAAGUUGUUUGUCGUUAUGGUGCUCAUUUGAGGAAAGAUGAUGCUAUCUUUAUGAUUAAACACUGUAGAGUUAUAAUAAUAAUAAAAAAUGAUAAUAAUAAUAAUAAUAAUGGUCUUUAUUAAAAGCAAUAAUGCAUCAA